Lithohypha guttulata is the source of this 216-nucleotide messenger RNA. RefSeq lists its product as uncharacterized. The coding region runs from base 1 to 216 and encodes 71 amino acids. The record is from RefSeq and is a predicted model, not a curated record. NCBI's taxonomy places the organism in Eukaryota, Fungi, Ascomycota, Eurotiomycetes, Chaetothyriales, Trichomeriaceae. The transcript has a single exon.
AUGGCGGCGACAGGCUAUGGAGGUGCUGCUGCUGCUUACGGAUAUCCGACUUUUGGCACGACCGCGACGAAUGGACGAAUCGUGUCGGCUUAUCAGCAGCAAUUUGCUGCAAACAAGGAAGCAGCUGCAGUGAUGCGUAGUCAAUUCUAUCCUCAACAGAAUUGCGUGUAUGCAUAUCAUCGACGGAACGAGGAGUCGAUUUGUGGGGUUACGUGA